Melopsittacus undulatus (budgerigar) is the source of this 1900-nucleotide messenger RNA. Its product is annotated as pantetheinase. Lineage: Eukaryota; Metazoa; Chordata; Aves; Psittaciformes; Psittaculidae. The transcript is spliced from 8 exons. Gene Ontology annotation, molecular function: pantetheine hydrolase activity. Gene Ontology annotation, biological process: pantothenate metabolic process. Bases 65 to 1567 code for a protein of 500 amino acids. The record is from RefSeq and is a predicted model, not a curated record.
GCUGCUCUGGUCAGGCUACAUAUCUGUUGGCACGUGCAAUCUAGGGAGCUGUGAGGCACCAGCCAUGCUCUCGUCCCAGCCUCUCCUGCACACUGCAGUGUUUGCACUCACAGUCCUUCAGGCCCUUGCCUCCAACACCUUCAUUGCAGCCGUCUAUGAGCAUGCCGUCAUCCUGCCAGAUGCUGUUAUUAAGCCUGUUUCUCCUGACGAUGCUUUGGCCCUGAUGAACAGCAACAUGGAUGUCUUGGAAGGGGCCAUCAAGGAAGCUGCCCAGCAGGGUGCCCACAUCAUUGUGACUCCUGAAGAUGGCAUUUAUGGCUGGAACUUCACAAGAGACACCAUCUACCCGUACCUGGAGGAUAUUCCUGAUCCAGGGGUGAACUGGAUUCCCUGCACUGACCCCACAAGAUUUGCUCCUGCUCCGGUGCAGGAACGACUCAGCUGCAUGGCCAGGAAUAACUCCAUCUAUGUGGUUGCAAACAUUGGGGACAAGAAGCCAUGCAACUCGAGUGAUCCCAGCUGCCCCGAGGAUGGUCGCUAUCAGUACAACACUGAUGUCGUCUUUGACCCAGAGGGAAAACUGGUGGCUCGUUACCACAAGUACAAUCUCUUUAUUCCAGAAACUCAGUUUAAUUAUCCAAAAGAGCCAGAAGCCAUCACCUUUGAGACCCCCUUUGGGAAAUUUGGCAUUUUCACUUGCUUUGACAUCCUCUUCCAUGAACCUGCUGUGGUCCUAGUAAGCAAGUUGCAGGUGGACACUGUGCUCUUCCCAACAGCUUGGAUGAAUGUCCUGCCCUUUCUGACUGCGGUUGAAUUUCACUCUGCCUGGGCUAUGGGCAUGGGUGUCAACUUCCUAGCUGCAAAUACACACCGUACCAGCAUAUCUAUGACAGGGAGUGGUAUUUAUGCACCAGACGGAGCCAGAACAUACUACUACAAUAUGAAAACCGAGGAUGGUCACCUCCUUGUUGCUGAAUUAGAUUCACACCCUCGCCUUUCUACUGCCUUCCCACCGGCUGUCAACUGGAGCUCAUAUGCUUUGAGUGUUGAAAGAUUCUCACCAAAUGACAGUGGUUUUGGAGGACUCAUCUUCCAUGACUGGUUCUCUUUCACGGAGCUCGCUAAGCCUGAGGGGAAUCAAACCAUUUGCCAGAAAGACCUCUGCUGUCACUUGAGCUACAAGAUGGCAGAGAAACGAGAAGAUGAAGUUUAUGUGCUGGGUGCUUUUGAUGGGCUUCAUGUUGUUGAAGGACAGUACUAUUUGCAGAUAUGCACACUGCUCAAGUGCAAGAGCACAGACCUGAACACGUGUGGGCAGCCGGUGGAGACAGCUCAGACCAAAUUUGAGAUGUUCUCCCUCAGCGGCACAUUUGGCACCAACUAUGUCUUUCCAGAAGUCUUGUACAGUGGGGUGCAGCUGGCCCCUGGGGAGUUCCAGGUAUUGAGUGAUGGUCGCUUGACAAGUAAGACAAGACCAACAAAACCAGUCGUCACUGUGACACUUUUUGGACGGUGGUAUGAAAAGGAUCAUCUGAAGCAAGACCCACAGCUGCCAGCCUUCUCAUGAUAUUACCAUCUGAAGCUGUAUGCUAUUAAUCCUAUGUCCAAAUGAGAUACAGCAUCCUCUACUAUAACAAUCCCAAUUAUAUUUCUUCUUUCCAGUUGCACAAACUUCUUAUCUAUGUCCUUUGUUUAGUAAUAAUGCAGCAAUAUUGUUUUACUGAUACCACUUACUGAGAAGUAUCUAUUUCUAUAUCAUAAAAUUACCAGUCUUUUAUAGUGCAAAACAGCAGUUUUUUGUUUCUCUCUCUGUUUAAUGGAUUUUUUUUUCUAGCCCUCAGAAAACCUGUACUGUGGGCCAGAGGAUACAUUCUUAUUAAAAAUAGCAUUGCAUCUUUUA